Molecule: messenger RNA, 1578 nt
Organism: Aspergillus ibericus CBS 121593
Lineage: Eukaryota; Fungi; Ascomycota; Eurotiomycetes; Eurotiales; Aspergillaceae
Exons: 2
Coding region: 1-1578 (525 amino acids)
Source: RefSeq, a predicted model, not a curated record
AUGGCCCGGCUCUCCGUCCGCCAGAAUGGGUCCUGCCCGGCCAACACGCUGUGGUAUGUCUGUUCGACGGGCGGUUAUACUGGUUGCUGCUCGGUCGAUCCGUGUACGACCGGGGUGUGUCCAGAUAGCAGCGGUGACGGUGGCAGCGACAGUAGCAGUAGCAGCAGUAGCAGCAGCAGCAGCUCUACCGUCGCUGUCAUGGUCACCACGAAGGAUGACCCAUCCGUGACGACCGUGGUCCAAGAGCCUGUCGCUACCACCAGCACUACCAGGCCCAUCUCCACAUCCUCCCUCCCAUCCACAUCAGAGGCCAGCAAGACUACAUCAAGUGUGCUGGAGACGACAACCUCGAGCAGGCAUACGACUACUUCCCCAACCAUCAGUCCUACCACGACCCUAUCUACAACCUCCUCUACCCAAGCUCCUUUGACCACACAAAUGACCUCCACCACCCCCGUCCCUACAACAACAUCCUCAUCAAAACCCACACCCGCCAUCACCGGUGCCCUCAUAGCAGGUAUCGUCGGCGGCGCCUUCGCCCUACUCCUCCUCAUCACCUUGAUCCUCUACUCCAUCCACCGCUCGCGAAAGCGACGAGAGAAGCGAACGUUUACCUUGCUGCGCUGGCGGAGUGGCUUUGACAGUAAGCCCAAGUCACCAGUUGCCCGGACCGGAAACUCCUCGCCUUCACCCUCACCUCCAUCAGCACCCACCCCUAUAACAAGAACAACAACAUCAUCAACCAUCACAACAAGCCCGUCGCUCCAUCCCGCUCCUCUAUCGAUCCACACCCACCAGACCCUCCCUUCCAACCACAACCACAACCAUCCCUCCAUCUACACCUACAAGCACAAUCAGGGUUACACCCCAAACACACCCACCCCCUCCACCACCAUCUCCAUCUCCACAAUAACCCCAUUUCAAACCCCAACCCGAACCCCCCACCGACCAUCCACAUCCAUCUCCACGACCACCCCCCGAUCCCUCUUCCCCUCCCCAUCCCUACCCAACACCCCCAACACCAACACCAACACCAACACCAACAUCAAGACCAGACUCCUCCCCCGCCCCCCCAAAUCCCCCAACCGAAACCCUGCUGCCACCGCCGCCGAACUCAGCGACACCGGUUUCUACCGCCAACGCGCCGAACUUCCCGCCGAGUCCUCGCGAGAGUUAAUCAAUAUCCCAGUGGAACGACGACAUCGAUUCUACGGGAGGGGCGUUGAGCAUGAAUAUGAGUAUGGAUAUGAAUAUGGAAAUGGGGAAAGGGAUAGGGAUGGGAUAUAUCAAACCCGAACCGGGGCCUCCGAUCCAAUCGUCACGAAAGAUGGGGCGGUGUUGGCGGCGACGAUUGAUCGGGUGGAGGAUCCGUUUUUGGGGGAUGGGAUUGGUCAUGAUAGAAGGGAUGGGAUGGGGAGGGUGGAAGUUAAUCUGAAGAAAGAGAAGAGGGAAAGUGAGGACAAGGAUGAAAGAGGAGAAAGAGAACGGAAUUCUAUCCCCCCGGUCUACCGGGAUGAAUGGCGGGGGGAGUUUCUGGGUGGUGGGGGGAGAGUUGAUGAGGAUAAAGAUAAACUAUAG